This is a messenger RNA of Limulus polyphemus (Atlantic horseshoe crab), 822 nucleotides long. RefSeq names its product protein starmaker-like. NCBI's taxonomy places the organism in Eukaryota, Metazoa, Arthropoda, Merostomata, Xiphosura, Limulidae. Gene Ontology annotation, cellular component: cytosol; plasma membrane. The transcript has 2 exons. Gene Ontology annotation, molecular function: lipid binding. The record is from RefSeq and is a predicted model, not a curated record. The annotation marks the transcript as partial.
AGUUUGAGAGCUACUGAUAAAGAUGAUGACCAUAGAACUACUGAUCUAGAUGAUGACUAUAGAACUACUGAUCCAGAUGAUGACCAUAGAACUACUGAUAAAGAUGAUGACCAUAGAACUACUGAUCUAGAUGAUGACCAUAGAACUACUGAUAAAGAUGAUGACCAUAGAACUACUGAUCUAGAUGAUGACCAUAGAACUACUGAUAAAGAUGAUGACCAUAGAACUACUGAUAAAGAUGAUGACUAUAGAACUACUGAUCUAGAUGAUGACCAUAGAACUACUGAUAAAGAUGAUGACCAUAGAACUACUGAUAAAGAUGAUGACUAUAGAACUACUGAUCUAGAUGGUGACCAUAGAACUACUGAUAAAGAUGAUGACCAUGGAACUACUGAUAAAGAUGAUGACCAUAGAACUACUGAUAAAGAUGAUGACCAUACAACUACUGAUCCAGAUGAUGACCAUGGAACUACUGAUCCAGAUGAUGACCAUAGAACUACUGAUCUAGAUGAUGACCAUAGAACUACUGAUAAAGAUGAUGACCAUAGAACUACUGAUCUAGAAGAUGACCAUAGAACUACUGAUCCAGAUGAUGACCAUAGAACUACUGUUAAAGAUGAUGACCAAAGAACUACUGAUCUAGAUGAUGACCAUAGAACUACUGAUAAAGAUGACCAUAGAACUACUGAUAAAGAUGAUGACCAUAGAACUACUGAUCUAGAUGAUGACCAUAGAACUACUAUGAUGACCAUAGAACUACUGAUAAAGAUGAUGACCAUAGAACUACUGAUCCAGAUGAUGACCAUAGAACUAAUGAUCUAG